Molecule: messenger RNA, 1044 nt
Organism: Trichosporon asahii var. asahii CBS 2479
Lineage: Eukaryota; Fungi; Basidiomycota; Tremellomycetes; Trichosporonales; Trichosporonaceae
Exons: 1
Coding region: 1-1044 (347 amino acids)
Source: RefSeq, a predicted model, not a curated record
AUGCUCUGGCUCGCUCUCACCAACGCGGCCACUGUCGCUGCUCAAAACCCGGCUUUCAUCGACUUCGAUCCGCCUCUCACGCAAUGUGUGAAGUCGACAAUCACUUGGGAGGGGGGAACACCGCCCUACCUUCUGGGAGCCAGGGUGAACAUCGGAUCCCUGCGCGAUAUCAAGAAAUACAUCAAUGACACGAAGCUGGAAUGGACGUGUGAUUUCCCGGCUGGAACCGAGUUGGAGUUCUAUUUGAACGACAGCUCGGGGCAGCCCUAUGAGAAUGAUCGAAAGCGCAAAUGGUUGGCGAGGGUGCGGACGAAUGCGAACGGCGAGUCAUGUCCUAUCUGGUGGCCGCCCCUCAAGAAAGCCGACGGCUCCCCGAUGCCCAUAACCUACACUGUGACCACGACAACGGCCCAGGCUACACCCGGACCUAGCGGUGACACUGCGCAAGACGGAAGCGCCUCGACCACGAAGACGUCGACGAAUCACACUGGACAGAUUGUGGGCGGGGUUGUUGGAGGAGUGGUCGGACUCUUGAUCAUUGGAGGGCUGCUGUUCUGGAUCUGGCGCUUGCGGAAGCGGCUGCGGGCCAACAGGCGUAACUCGUAUGCGAACAUUGAGGAUCAUACCGAAAGUGCUCGCCAAACAACUGUCAAUCCGAUCGCUGCGAGUGCGCCAUCUCGUCCUGCUCCUGAGCCUGUGCAGCCUACUACGCCGGAGCCGACACGCGAGCCCUCACCACCGACCAAGAUCAUGCAGCUCGACACCAUGUAUGCGCCGCAGCCAUCUCCUUCGGCGUUAGGGUCCGACUCGCCCGGACUAUUCGACACCACCACGUCCUCGCGGUCGCCACCGACUCGCUACACCUUGGACGCGACUUCUGCUCGUACAUCGACUGUGCCAAACUCGUCUUCCCAUGGCCAUGCGCAGACAUUGUCACCGAUCGACGACCAGCGGAGCGAGUACGCCGAGGAUGGCGGUCCCGCUUUCCCCUCUUCAUCCCGCACGAUCCACCCGCCGCAGUACAGCGACACUUGGAAGAGCUGA